This is a messenger RNA of Musca vetustissima, 1594 nucleotides long. RefSeq names its product protein roadkill (gene rdx). The record is from RefSeq and is a predicted model, not a curated record. Gene Ontology annotation, molecular function: ubiquitin protein ligase binding. Bases 74 to 1483 code for a protein of 469 amino acids. Gene Ontology annotation, cellular component: cytoplasm; nucleus. Lineage: Eukaryota; Metazoa; Arthropoda; Insecta; Diptera; Muscidae. Gene Ontology annotation, biological process: proteasome-mediated ubiquitin-dependent protein catabolic process; regulation of proteolysis. The transcript is spliced from 8 exons.
UAUUGUGGUAUUGUGUUCGAUUAUUUUCCUCAAACUGGAUAAUAAUUCGCUUUUAUUAAAAUUAUUAAGUUUAAUGUCUUCACCGCCGGCCUCGUCUUCUUUUUCUUCGUCGUCGUCAUCAUUGUCGCCCUCAUCAUCGUCCCUGUCGGAUUAUUCACCCUCAACUUCUAGUCCUGAAUUAAAUUCAAAUUCCUCAACAUCAUCUGGUGCGUCUGGUGGCUCAUCAUCAUCGGCAAUUAAAGUUGAAUUUGAUCGCAACAUCAUGGAUUUAGUAUAUCAGCCGAGAUUGCCGGUGAACGAAUGUCAGGCAAGUCAAACUGCUAGAGUGACAUCGAACCUAAACGCAUCCAGUAGUACAAUGGCGGUUAGUCGUGUACCCUCACCGCCUUUACCGGAAGUUAAUACACCGGUUGCCGAAAACUGGUGUUACACACAGGUGAAAGUGGUUAAAUUUAGCUAUAUGUGGACCAUAAAUAAUUUUAGUUUUUGUCGCGAGGAAAUGGGUGAAGUCUUAAAGUCCUCAACAUUUUCCGCCGGUGCUAAUGACAAACUGAAAUGGUGUUUACGUGUCAAUCCAAAAGGUCUAGAUGAAGAAAGUAAAGAUUAUUUAUCCUUAUAUUUAUUAUUAGUUUCCUGCAAUAAAUCCGAAGUUAGAGCCAAAUUUAAAUUUUCCAUAUUAAAUGCUAAAAGAGAAGAAACCAAAGCCAUGGAAUCACAGAGAGCAUACCGUUUUGUACAAGGCAAAGAUUGGGGUUUCAAAAAAUUCAUACGACGAGAUUUCCUAUUGGAUGAGGCCAAUGGCCUAUUGCCUGAAGAUAAAUUGACAAUAUUCUGUGAAGUUAGUGUAGUGGCCGAUAGUGUUAAUAUCUCCGGCCAAUCAAAUAUUGUACAAUUCAAAGUGCCCGAAUGUAAACUAAGUGAAGAUUUGGGCAAUCUCUUUGACAAUGAGAAAUUUAGUGAUGUAACGUUAGCCGUGGGUGGCCGUGAAUUCCAAGCACACAAAGCAAUAUUGGCAGCACGCAGUGAUGUCUUUGCAGCCAUGUUCGAGCAUGAAAUGGAGGAGCGUAAAUUGAAUCGUGUCGCCAUAACUGAUGUUGAUCAUGAAGUUUUAAAAGAAAUGUUACGUUUUAUUUAUACUGGCAAGGCGCCAAACUUAGAUAAAAUGGCCGAUGAUCUCUUAGCAGCAGCUGAUAAGUACGCUUUGGAAAAGCUGAAAGUAAUGUGUGAGGAAGCGCUGUGCGUUAAUCUCUCCGUUGAAACAGCCGCUGAAACAUUAAUAUUAGCCGAUCUCCAUAGUGCGGAUCAAUUAAAAGCACAAACAAUAGAUUUUAUUAAUACUCAUGCCACCGAUGUUAUGGAAACCCAAGGAUGGCAAAAUAUGAUCACAACACAUUCACAUCUAAUUGCCGAGGCAUUUCGUGCGCUUGCAACACAACAAAUCCCACCGAUUGGACCACCCAGGAAGCGAGUAAAAAUGAGCUGAAAUUUCAAUAGUAGUAGAAGACAACAGCAACAACAACAAAAACAGCAGCAGCAGCAACAAUUGCAAUUGCAACAAAAACAACACAUUAUAGAUAAUCAAGAAAAAGAAAAA